AGCAGCAACAGCAGCCGCAGAUGUUCAGACUCAGAGCGCAACAGGCGCGCGACCAGACACACACAGACACACACACACACACAGACACACACACACACACAUACAGACAUGCGCACGUACUGCAAACUUUCUGUCAUAGGAACGAAAUGAGGAGUUCGCUUCCGUAACCAGAAAAGAGUUAUUUUAUUUAUUUUUGUAUUUGUGGGACAUCUCGUGAUCCAAAACUUUUUUUUUCAACACUAAUCGGAUUAUAAAGCCAGUAUGUGGACUUUGACUGAAGGAGGACAGAAGCGGAUGAGCCCCCGGUGGUGCGUGAGCGUGCUGGUGUCCGGGCUCGUGUGCGCGUGGUUCCUGCUGAAGCCGUCGCACUGCUAUAAUCUGGACGUGAAGAACUCGGUGCAGUUUGGAGGACCAAAUGCAUCUUUAUUCGGCUACUCGGUUCUGCUCCAUAAACACCAGCAGAGCGCGUGGUUGAUUGUUGGAGCGCCAGUUGCUGACUCAACAUUUUACUCAACCGUUCAAAAACCUGGUGUCAUUUACAAGUGCGACGUUUCUAAUAAGAAGUGUGAGCAGCUCCAAACUGGUGUGGAGCGGUGUGGAAAAACCUGCCAGGCUGAAAGCGAUAACCAGUGGCUUGGAGUCAGCCUUUCCCGAAGACCAUCAAAUGGUGAUGUACUGGCAUGUGGACAUCGCUGGAAGAACGUCUUCUUCUCGCAAAAAGACAAUCAAAACAAGCUGCCUCACGGCGUGUGCUUCCAGUUCAACUCUGAUUUUAGCAGCACAACCCACUAUAUCCCCUGCUACAGAGAUCAUCAGAGAAAGUUCGGUGAAGACUAUGGAUCCUGCCAAGCUGGAAUUUCAAAUUUCCUAACUGAGGAUCUGAUGAUAAUGGGAGCUCCUGGUAGCUCUUACUGGACUGGCUCUGUUCUAGUCUACAACAUGACUAGUAAAGUCUUUGCAGCCUAUGUGGAUGAUGAAAACACAGUGCUCUAUGGAAGCUACCUUGGUUACUCUGUAAGUGCUGGACACUUUCUUUACCCAAACAGUAUGGAGAUCGUAGGUGGUGCACCCCAACAUGCCCAGACUGGCAAAGCUUACAUCUUCACAGUGGAAGGCAAUACUCUGAAAAUCCUGAAUGAAACAAGUGGCUCUCAGCUGGGCUCGUACUAUGGCGCGAGUGUGUGUGCGGUUGACCUGAAUGCUGACGGACUUUCCGAUCUUCUGGUCGGGGCGCCGAUGUUCAGCACCGUGAGGGAGGAGGGGCGUGUUUAUGUCUACAUUAACCAGGGCCGGGUUAAUAUGAGAGAAACAGACUUCAUGCUUAAGGGAAGUGAUUCGUACGCAGCUCGCUUUGGAGAGACCAUCACUGACCUCGGGGACAUUGAUGAUGACGGUUAUUCAGACGUGGCCAUCGGAGCACCACAGGAGGAAGAGCUGCGUGGAGCUAUUUAUAUCUACAAUGGUAGAAAGAGUGGUAUAACGCCAAGAUUUUCACAAAGAAUAACAGGCUCAGUCCUUGGAUAUAGCCUCAGAAUGUUUGGACAGUCCGUUUCCGGAGGUGUCGAUGUAGAUGGAAACGGUUACCCCGACGUAGCAGUGGGAGCUUUUCUGUCUGACGCUGCAAUUGUGAUCCGGACCCGUCCUGUGGUGACGGUGGAGGCGUCCUUGUUCCUGCCGGUCAGUGUGAAUCGAUCGGUGGCCUCUUGUGUCGAACAUGGCCUUCCUGCUGUGUGUGUGGAGGUCAAUGUGUGCUUCACAGUCCAUGGAAAAGCCAUACCGGGACUUAUAGAGCUGAAGUACAACCUUAGUGCAGAUGUAAAGCACAAGGAAUCCUUUCCAUCACGCUUCUACUUUCACACCAAUGGCACGUCCAACGUCACUGCGGGUCGUGUCAGGGCCGAGCACAGACGGAUGACCUGCAACAAGCAUCAAGCUUUCAUGAAGAAGGAUGUGCGUGAUAUUUUCACGCCGUUGCAUUUCAAUGUUCAGUACGAGCUUGGAGAGCACAGUGUGGAGAGCAGACGCUCCAGCAGCCUUCCUUCACUCAAAGCCAUUCUACAGCAAAGAGAGGGACAAAGUAACAGUGUCACAAACCAGACUCAGUUUGCCAGAUACUGCGCUUGGGAGAACUGCUCGACAAACCUGCAGGUUUUCGCACAUCUGGUGCUUCCACAGUCUCUCAACAACAUGCCGUUUUUUGCUCUGGGAAACGGGAAGACCAUCUUGCUGAACACUACACUGGUCAACGUAGGGGAUGACGCCUUUCUGCCCAAACUACACAUCCAAUUCCCCAACAAUGUCCAGUUCAUCCGAGUGCUGGAUGCAGAGGAGAAACAUGUGAGCUGUGAGAUCAAUGAAGAACAGAAUGCAACCACCACCCUGGACUGCAACGUGGGAAAUCUCUUCAUACCGUCUCUGUCAAAGCUCAACAUCAGCUUUCUACUAGACGUAAACCAAAACAGCAGCCCCGGUGACCUGAACAUCAGCAUCAACGCCACAAGAGACAACUAUGAAAACGCGGACCUCCUGCAUGACAACGUGGCUUAUCUGACUCUGCCUCUGAGAUACGGCGUGGGUUUCAACGUCCAUGGAUAUGUCUCUCCAACAUCAUUCAUUUUUGGGGACCCUGAUCUGAAGCCAGUCGACUGUUACAGCCAAAAGUUUAAUUACACAUUUAAGGUGAUAAACCUCGGUCCCAGUAAAGCUCUCAACGCCAAAGUGGAAAUCGAAAUCCCUCAUGUUCUGGUUCCGUAUCCAGAUCGGCUGAUCCAAGUCACAGAUUUACAGACAAGUCAAGGCCGUUGCCAUGUGAAGAACAGCAGCUUUCCACUAAAGGACGACUGUGUUGUUGAUAAAGCUCCCUUUUAUAAAGACCUUGUGUUCUACCUGUCAAAAAUCACAAAGCGUACCCUGUUUUGUGUUCGAGCGGACGGAGCCUGCAUGGUCAUUCAGUGCAACUUCGGCAACAUGGACAUGGGCAAAGAGGUCACCAUCAAUAUCGAGGUGGAGCUCAACCCUGCUGUACUUCAGAUCAGCCCUGGGAGACAUGCCAUAAUGCAGAUGGACAGCAUUAUUUCUGUCACUUCGCCAGUCAAGGACAACACCACCAUCUUCAUGAAUGAUGACAACAGUGCUGUCGUAAAGUUAGAAGCCCACAUCAGCCAGAAGCUGCCACCAAUUGUGGCGCAUAUAAUCAUCGGGUUCAGCUUGUGUCUCGGUCUGAUCAUCUUCGGUAUGAUAGUCUUCUGCCUUUGGAAGGAUGGCUUCUUCAAGCGGAGGUUAAAAGAGAAAAAGGAGAAGAUCGAGCGUGACAGCUGGGACUACGUUCCCAAGCACGAAAGCUUUUCAUAAAAAAACCCCAAAAAAUCACGUAAGAACUUCAGAUAGUGAAGACAGGAAUAAUAUGAACAGAAACAAAACAUUGGACUCGAACUUUACACGGUGUGGAUAUGGAUGAUCCAGACUAAGAGCUGGAUCAACGUGGCUGUGCGGGUUCGGGACCGUACCAACGUGACUAUAUUCAAGACCAAACCGAUUGCACUUUUUGCGGAGGGAGACGGCUGAUCUGCAUGCGUGUGCCAGGACUCAGAUUUUGGUCUUAAGUGGAUGGGGUGAGGGCAUGGAUGGACAGUAUUCGAGCCUUCAUGUGAUAAACACGGCUGCCACUAAGAAUACCUGCUGUAAAAAACAGAUCCUCUGCAGGACUUUGGAAUGGUAUGGUCCAGACUACAGGUCCAGGUGUCAGGAGUUCCCCUCUGGAGCAGAGUUUUUUUAUUCUGAAAAAAUGAAACACUGUUCGUUCCUCUCUCACUCUCCUGAUUCAUUUCAUCACUUUGUUUAGUUUUUCUUUUGCAUCCAGCUUUCAUAUAUUCCCCUCUCUUUUCCUUUGUCUCUUUCCCUCUCUGUGUCUUUUCUCUUUCUCUCUUUCCGUGUCUCCUGCUGUUGGGUGUUAUGGUUAAGAGUUUGGAGGGAGACGGUGAGGAGACACCAGAUGGAAGGAGUGAGAGCGUGUUGGCUCGCGGCCACAGAAACAGCGCUCUAGACGAAUGACGAGACUGAUGCGUGCCUGGCACAGGGCCACCGAGAACGAGAGAGAGAGGGAGCGAGCCAAAAUAGAGAGAUGAAUGAAUUACAUAUUGCUGUGUGUGUCACAUUUUACACAAUGAGUGGCCAAUGUAAAGUGUGUGUGCGUGUGUGUGUGUCUGUGUGUGUGUGUGUCUGUGUGUCUGUGUAUGGGGGGUGUUGCUGUUCAGGGAGUCACACGCAAAAGGCACAUUCCAUUUCUGUUUCACAUCACUGUGUUUAUUAAAUGAAUGAAGAGGAAGAAAGUAACAUUUUCAGAGCAGUAGAUUCGUAUGUAAAGUGCUGAUAGGAUGUGUGUGUGUGUGUGUGUGUGUGUGUGUGUGUGUGUGUGUGUGUGUGUGUGUGCGUGAGAGAGUGUGUGUGUGUGUAAAGAGGAAUUUGUCCCUGCAUGUCCUCUGCUGUUAUUUAAGUACUGAUGCACUGGACUGUGUGUAAUGUGUGGGUUUUUUUUUUUUUUUUUAAAUAAAAGACUUUUCUAUUUAA
This is a messenger RNA of Silurus meridionalis, 4566 nucleotides long. RefSeq names its product integrin alpha 4 (gene itga4). Lineage: Eukaryota; Metazoa; Chordata; Actinopteri; Siluriformes; Siluridae. The record is from RefSeq and is a predicted model, not a curated record. Gene Ontology annotation, biological process: cell-matrix adhesion; integrin-mediated signaling pathway; cell-cell adhesion. Bases 262 to 3351 code for a protein of 1029 amino acids. The transcript has 28 exons. Gene Ontology annotation, molecular function: integrin binding. Gene Ontology annotation, cellular component: integrin complex; external side of plasma membrane.